AUGCCAAGCGGCUACAAGCACGGAGACACGCCGAAACGGGCCAUGGUGCGAGGCACCAUCUCCUACCUAGAGUCCCAAGGUCUGCCCGUCAACAAGUCGGCCAUCUUCCGCCACUUCGAGCUGUCGCGCUCCCAGGGAUAUGCGGCCCUCAACAUCCCUGCGUCCAGGCGCAAUGAUCCAGAGUGGGAGGAGACGCGGGGACGGCCCUCGAAGAUCACCGAGGCGGAUCAGCAGAAGAUGGAGAGCAUUCUGUGGGACGAGCAGUACGAGAAUGUCAACCUCAACUGGUCCAAGCUGGCCAAGGAGGCUGGCCUCGAGACAGAGUGCAAUGCCAGGACUCUUCACCGCACCAUGGGCACCAUGGGCUACCGCCGCUGCAUGGGGUGCAGUCGUUGCUGGGUGCACAAGAAGACACGGGAGAAGCGCGUCGAGCACGCAGAGCGUAUGCUUGAAUCUUUCCCCCAGCCUCAAGACUGGCACGCCGUGCGGUUCAGCGGCGAGCUGCACUUUGGCUUUGGGCUGGAUGGCAAGGUGAGACUGCUGCCAAAGCUGGGAGAGAAGUAUUGCCAGGGCUGCACUGACCAGCCGGCUGCAACUGCAUGGGCCCGAGACAUCAAAAGAGUGCAUGCUUGGGCCGCAAUUGGGUAUGACUUCAAGUCCGAGCUGCUUUUCUACGACGAGUCUACGAGCCCGAACAAUAGCGGGGUGAUUUCAAUGCAAGACUACUGCGAGAAGGUGCUGGAUGGUGUCGUCAAGACGUGGAUUUCAGCAGAGGGGGCUCAACCGUUUGUCCUGGAAGAGGAUAUCGAGUCGUUUGCUCAUGGUGCGGCCAGCAAGGUGAACCCGGCUCAGCAGUGGAAAGAGGAGAAUGGCUUAAGGUGCCACUUCAACUGCCUUGACAGUCCAGACCUCAAUCCGCUCGACUCUCUGUGGCCGCCUCACAAGCAAUGGUCCACACAGCCACUGGAGAAUUGGGAUACCGAAGGCUUGAAACAGGCGGCCCGCGACGCGUGGGCUAACAUUGAGCAGCCGAAGGUCAACGCGUGGGUCGAGUCCAUGCCCCAGAGACUGCGGCAAGUCAUCGAAAAUGAGGGGAAGAUGUUUCCCUGGUGA
Molecule: messenger RNA, 1113 nt
Organism: Clonostachys rhizophaga
Lineage: Eukaryota; Fungi; Ascomycota; Sordariomycetes; Hypocreales; Bionectriaceae
Source: the annotation of a GenBank genome assembly